AAUAUAUCAAUCCUAUGACGUGAAAUUAGACAAAGUUCAAUCACAUGGUCAGAAAAUUAGUCAAACUAAAACCAUAAAAAUUUACCUACACAGGUUACAAUAAUUUAUAUCGCCAACAUAACCAUGUUUUAUUACGCCGGAUUUAAUGUGAAUCCCAGUAUUAUUUCCAGUCACAAUCAAAACCCCAUAGUCGACAAAUUUAGUGAAAUAACAAUCGAUAGCAUAACAGACAUAACCAUAGGAUGGAACUAUUUUUUGAUAUGGAAAAAAAAUACAGUAUUUCUAUCAGAAAAAUAUAUAACCAACGAAGCCACUCUGAAAGAAUUGUCAGUACCAGGACAGACAUCAACGAAAUUUAUCAGCGGAAUCGCUGGAAAAUUUUCAGUAACUUUGAUAUCGACAGAUAAAAAAAUAUGGCGGUAUAAAUUGUACAGCAACGAAUGGCAAAAAGUUGAUAAUUUUAUUGCCAGUGAUGAGUUUGUUGUUAAAAUUGACGAAGCAAAUCGCAGUAUCGUGGCCUUGACAAAUUUCGGUAGAAUUUACAACAUUCCAAAUCUUGUCGAAAUGCCUUCAAGUCUUGGAAAAAAUUCUAGAUGUACAGACAUUGCUUGCGGAUUUGAACAUACGUUGAUGUUAACAAACAAUGGAGAAGUUUACUCAACAGGUGGCGGUAGUAGAGGGCAGUUAGGACACGACGAUUUGGAAAAUUCUGAUGAGCCAUCAUUAAUAGAAGCAUUAACUGGUUUAACUGUCAUUAAAAUCGCAGCUGGAGGGUGGCACAAUGCUGUCAUUACUUCAGACAAUGAUUUGUACACUUGGGGAUGGAAUACAAAUGGAGAACUUGGGUUAGUUAAUUCAGAAAAAGUCGUCGCCGUGCCUACGAUCGUUGACUUUUAUGACGAAGAUAAUGAAAGAGUCAUUGAAGAUAUUAAAGUCAGAGAUGUACAUUGCGGAAAUAAUUUUACCAUUUGUGUGACAGAUGAUGGACAACUCUGGGGGUGUGGGUCCAAUAAAUAUGGACAGUUGGGUCUUGCUCAAUUUUCAGGGACUAGUAAAAGUAAAUUUGUUAAGCUGAAUGUUAAUUUUCUUAGUAAGAAUAUUAAUUACGUUAAAUGUCGGGAAUGGAGUACGAUUAUUAAUGUUGGAUAAUUUAUAUUGCGAUACAUUUUUUUCUACAACUCAAUUGCGAAGCAAAUGUUCUGCUAACGCUGACUUGGUUCAAGCUGAUUUAUUUAUAUAAGAAUUAUAUGUACACUUAAAAUAUGAUCUAGAACAAAAUUUGUUCCAUUUGAAAGAUAAUUUAUUAAUGAAUAAAACGAAGUCAAUUCGAAAUUUGAAAAAAUUUAUGAUGUCCGUCAGUAUGUAAGUAUAUAUGUUGAUAAAUAUAAUAACAAAAAAUAUAACCGCCUAAUACCCAGACUUGUUGAGUAGAAAGUUGAUGUCAAUUAGUUGCAACCAAUUUGCUGACAAAUUGUUGACAACUUUUAGCUUUUGUAACUGUUGACAACAAGUCGUCAAAUUUCCCAGAAAAUUGACUACAAUCUGCUGCUGCAACAUGUUGCCAACUUUCUGUUAACUUUGGGAUGUCAACUUCUGCCACAAACUUUCUCAGCAAGUUGGCGACAAGUUGCUGCAGUAGGUUGUCUUUGCUUGCUGCCAGCUUGGAUUCUUAAAUAUGAGAGCCCUUUUGAAAAUCACUAAAUCCUUUUGGUUUAAUUAUAAUUAAUAAAAACUUACAACUGGCAAUUCAUGAAAAAAUUUAGCUGCCAUUUUUUGCAUUUAAGAGCGUUAUCUAUUAAUCACUUUUUGAAUGAGCAAGUUGUACACGUUUGGAUUUUCGAACUUUUUUGA
Microplitis demolitor is the source of this 1851-nucleotide messenger RNA. RefSeq names its product RCC1 domain-containing protein 1. Lineage: Eukaryota; Metazoa; Arthropoda; Insecta; Hymenoptera; Braconidae. Gene Ontology annotation, cellular component: cytoplasm. Gene Ontology annotation, molecular function: guanyl-nucleotide exchange factor activity. The record is from RefSeq and is a predicted model, not a curated record. The coding region runs from base 124 to 1149 and encodes 341 amino acids. The transcript is spliced from 2 exons.